Messenger RNA from Wasmannia auropunctata (little fire ant), 1192 nucleotides. It is a transcript of the gene MrgBP, whose product is annotated as MRG/MORF4L-binding protein. The record is from RefSeq and is a predicted model, not a curated record. Gene Ontology annotation, biological process: regulation of transcription by RNA polymerase II. NCBI's taxonomy places the organism in Eukaryota, Metazoa, Arthropoda, Insecta, Hymenoptera, Formicidae. The transcript is spliced from 4 exons. Gene Ontology annotation, cellular component: NuA4 histone acetyltransferase complex; nucleus. The coding region runs from base 269 to 1006 and encodes 245 amino acids.
UUACCUAUGUACGUAUAUCGAGAUUAAUGUGCUUCCAAAAUGCCCCUCGAAGCUUGGAGCUGCUUGGAGCGUUGAAAUGUGAUUUGGAAGUGUCAGAUUACAAUUGUUUCACGUAACGCGUUUUAAUAAUCUCGAUAACGAAUCGUUGAAUACGACAUAUGAAAUACGUCUGCGCUAUACCGUGCGUUCCACUCAGUUGAGGCUUGAUCAAUCGUGCAUGCUGUCUAAAUGAUCCAGAUUGACUCGAGCAUAACCAAAUUUCGUUAAAAUGGCUGUAAAAGAGAGACAAAGCGAAAUCUCGUUCGACGAAAUAGAAUGGAACGUGGAGAAUGAGAUUCAACUUUUCUUCGCCAUGAAUGGACACAAGCCAGUCGGUAUAAACAAAUAUUUUCACAUGGUGUGUAUAUGGGAGAAAUUUCGCACCGCCAUUCACAAAGAUGUGCCGUUGAAAAUUAUUUGGGAUCAUUUGGAGUCCAUGUACGACCUUAUGGCUUUGGAUGAUAUGGAAGAUUUACCUUUUCCCAGUCACGAGAUAGACUUUUCCUUACCGGAAACAGAAUUUGUGGGAAAGCCACGGAAAAAGGAAGAGUUAGAGAUAAAAUUGAAAGACCAGAGGGAUAAGUACAAAGAAAUAAAAAAGGAAAAGGACGUUAAAGAGAGUUUUAAGAAAGAUAGCCUGUUGCGUGAUUUUAAAGGAACCAAAGACGUGGAAAAGAAAAAAGAAGAGGUCAAGAAGUAUGUGAAGGAUGUAGAUGUAAAAAAGGAUAAGUUUAAGGAUGCAAAAGAGACGAGGAAAGAACAUAAAUCUUCGAAAGGCCGUUCGAAAGGGAAGGAGGAUUCGGAAGAGAGCGCAUCUAACGGAAAGAAGGAGCGUAAGGAUUCCGAAUCUAGUCGCGAGCUGAUGAAACGGAUCCCGAAGAGGCCAACCAGACAAAGCGUGGAUAGUUCUUCCAAAGCUUCUUCCAGUCCACGCGACACGCCUCCGCCAAAACGACGAAGAAUAUAACAAUUAUUGUAAAUAUUGAUGGCAUCGUUUGUGUCCCACUAAGAGCCUUAGUUAUAAUUUAUUAUAUCAUAUACACAAUAAUUAUGACACUGUGUUCUUUCAACAAUGUGGAUGUAUAUAUAGAGAAUAAGUUGAUUUUAUAAAAUUUUUCCAUGAAUAAAUAUAUCAUUGCAUCUUUUUAAGUAA